Messenger RNA from Malania oleifera, 1032 nucleotides. RefSeq lists its product as uncharacterized. NCBI's taxonomy places the organism in Eukaryota, Viridiplantae, Streptophyta, Magnoliopsida, Santalales, Ximeniaceae. The transcript has 3 exons. The coding region runs from base 1 to 1032 and encodes 343 amino acids. The record is from RefSeq and is a predicted model, not a curated record.
AUGGAAUUGCCCCCAGGGUAUCCUAAUGAAAGUGGGAGAAAAGUAUGCAAAUUAAACAAAAGUUUAUAUGGUCUCAAACAGGCCUCACGUCAAUGGUACUCAAAACUCUUAAAUUUCAUCAUUCACCAAAGAUUUAUUCAGUCCAAGGCAGAUUACAGCUUGUUCACAAAGGUAACUGAGGACUCUUUCACAAUUAUUCUAGUAUAUGUGGAUGAUGUAAUAGUUGCUAGAAAUAAUAUGGAUGAAAUUGAUCAAUUGAAGAGGUCUCUUGAUGACCAAUUCAAAAUCAAAGACCUUGGCAAGCUAAAGUAUUUUCUGGGUAUUGAAGUGGCAAGGACAGCAAGGGGGAUUCAUUUACAUCAAUGCAAACAUGCUUUGGACAUUUUAAAAGACUCGGGUACCGUUGGCUCCACUCCAGCAAGGAUUCCCUUGGAUCAAAAUAUAAGAAUGUCCAAAGAAGAAGGGGAAUUGCUUCCUGAGCCUGCUCUUUAUAGAAGAUUGAUCGGUAGAUUAUUGUAUCUGACCAUAACCAGGCCUGAAUUAGCUUACUCAGUCCAAAUGCUAAGCCAAUUCAUGAAAAAUCCAAGAGUGCCACACCUGCAGGCAGCCCACAAGGUACUGCGGUUCAUCAAAGGGUCACCAGGGCAGGGUUUGUUCUAUCUAGUGGACUCAGAAAUCCAUCUUAGAGGCUUUAGUGAUUCAGAUUGGGGGGCUUGUCCAGACACUAGAAGGUUUGUGAUAGGCUACUACGUGUUCCUUGGGAAAUCCUUGGUGUCUUGGAAAUCAAAGAAACAAAGUGUGGUCUCUAAGUCUUCUACAAAGGCAGAGUACCGUGCAAUGACAAAUGUGAGCUGUGAAUUGACUUGGCUGAGCCAGCGGUUCUCACUCACGAAAGCAGAGUCAAAUUCUUACAUAGGCGGUCAGGGUGGUUGGGGCAGAGGGUGGCGAUGUGGAGACAGGUGUGCAAGAUAUAGAUACGAACGGUGUCUUCGACGACUCGGAUGCGAGAAUGAUGAAGACAAUUUCAAUUGA